UCACUGUGUCCAGAUUGUUAUUAGAGGAUCUCUAGACUGAACUAGGAAUUCUGUCGCUUUCUACAAAUAUUAAACUUAUACCAUUCUCACUUGAAGUUUUAAAAGUGUAAUCCAGUCACAAAAGACAAACCUACUGGAGGCGUGGAGCCAUAAAUUAAAUAAGACAAAAAAAGAAGAAGAAUUUGCAAACAUCGAGGCGAACAAUGUCAUGGAUAAAUACUGAUAAUGCAUUGCAAGAUUUUGCAAAUGUUUUGGUUUGCGGGAAAUGUGGGUUGAAACCAGUUUCUCCUGUAAGGCUCACAAAUUGUGGACAUUUCUUUUGUCGUAAUUGUAUCAUAUCUGCGACAAAAUGUAAUAAAUGUGAUGUACCAGUGCAGCCAAAGGAAAUAAAACCUGAUCAUUUAGUAUCCAGUCUUGUACAUAAUUGUGAUGUUAUUGCAGAAAUUAUUCAUAAAAGAGAUUUAUGGGAGAAUGCUACAGAUGCAUUUAGUACAUUAUUGGAUAAUACAAUAUCUACAAUAUUUCAUACACCAAAGAAGCAAAGUUAUAGACGUACAAAGGAUAUAAAUAAACUAAAUCAUAGAGGGGAAACACCAUUACAUAUUGCAUGCUUGAAGCAAAAUGUUGAAGAAGUUAAACGUCUCUUGUUGAUUGGUGCAAAUCCUAAUACAAAAGAUCAUGCUGAUUGGACACCAUUGCAAGAAACGGUAAAUUUUGGAUAUACUGAAAUAUGUAAAUUGCUACUAGAGUGUGGAGCUUCGCCCGAUGUAGCAGGUAUUAAGAACCGAAGACCACUACACGACGCUGCUAAGUAUAACAGAAUUGAAGAAGCUAAGUUGUUGUUGCAUUAUAAUGCAAACAGAAACCAUCGUGAUCAGUUUGGCAAAAAACCUAUAGACUACUGUAAAUCAGUGCAGAUGCGACAACUUUUGAUGGAUUUACCAAAAACUUCGUCAGAAAGGAUAUCAGAUCUUAAUCAAACUCUAGAUAGAUCUAUUUGUACAUCUAACAAAUUUGUGAUUCUUGCAUCAAAUUUAAAACGUGAAAGUCAGCAGUUGCUUGGUCUCGUAGCCGCAAGACAUAAAUUCAAAAUUUUAACAACGUAUAGACAAUGUGUUACACAUGUCAUAGUAGAGGCAAAUGAGCAAAAUUGUACAACAUUAACACUUGACGUCUUAUUCUCAAUUGUUUAUGGAAGUUGGCUUCUCAAUAGCGAGUGGAUUCGACUAGCAGCAGAUAUGGACGAAAUAACUAAUAUGGAUCUCGAAUUAUUUGAAGUUAACGGUGCACCCACUGCUGGCAUCCCGAGGAAAGCGAGACAGAAUACAGAAUGUCAAAAUCCACGUUUAUUCAAUAACUGUUUCUUUUAUUUUGCUUUGCAAGCAAAUACAACUUAUCAUAUUGCUACAGUACGAUGUACAAAGGACGAUCUGAUAAGACUUGUAAAGGAAGGAGAAGGGACAGUACUUACUAGAAAACCAGAUCCAGAAGAUCUAAAAGAUAUGUCACAAGUAAUACCUUUCCAUAUCGUGAAUGAUCUGUCUCAUCCUUUACAUAAGUGUACGCAUUAUAUUAUAUAUAUGCCAGGUAAAAAGGUAGGUGAACCGCUUAUUAAAUAUAAUAUGCCACAUAUCAAGAGUCUGCCAUUAAUAUGGCUUAUUGAAUGCAUCGAAAAAUUUACUCUUGUCGAUCCAGCUCAUCUGGGAUUGUAGUAAGAAUUUUAAUUAUCUUACACAAGGAUUAAUCCAAAAGUAAAUUUCCCUAUUUUAGGAGAAAUAAAAAGCAAGUUUAAAAAUCUGAAAAAAAUUUGUAGCUUAUCACACUUUAUGUUUCAAAAAUCGACAUUUUUUUCUAUGUAUUUGUUGCAUCGUGAACAAAGUUUUUACACUUUUAUUGUAUUGUGGCGUCUCUACUUUUUACGAACGAUCUAUGCGCAUGGUAUACCAUGGAUCAAUCUAAAAAUAAUCCCUAUUUUUUCACUUGAGAAAUGAUCCAGAGAUACUUUUUACAGAAUACUUUAAUUUUUUUUAAUUAGAUUUUUUUAAAUAAUAAAACAC
This is a messenger RNA of Cyphomyrmex costatus, 2057 nucleotides long. RefSeq names its product BRCA1-associated RING domain protein 1. Gene Ontology annotation, molecular function: protein binding; ubiquitin-protein transferase activity. The coding region runs from base 204 to 1712 and encodes 502 amino acids. Gene Ontology annotation, biological process: protein K6-linked ubiquitination. The record is from RefSeq and is a predicted model, not a curated record. Gene Ontology annotation, cellular component: BRCA1-BARD1 complex; BRCA1-A complex. The transcript is spliced from 8 exons. NCBI's taxonomy places the organism in Eukaryota, Metazoa, Arthropoda, Insecta, Hymenoptera, Formicidae.